AUGGCCCCAAAGGAUGACAACAUUGCUGUAGACCCUAACUUCUACUCCAUGAAACGCGAUCUGGAACCAGAUGACUUUGAAUCGGAAACAACCUCGAUCGCGUCGGCUAUUGCGAAGGGGCGGUUUGAAAAUGGCCGAAGAUAUCAAGCGACAAAGGAAGAUGACUAUUGGGGUCCCUCAGAUGAGCAGCAAUUCGAGGCAUUUGAAAUCAGCCACAUACUGUUCCUCGUUCUAGAUUAUUACCAACCGAAUGCUCUCUUCCACGCUCCUAUAGGAGAUUCUCCCAAACAUAUUCUGGACAUUGGAACGGGAAAAGGAAGCUGGGCAAUUGACGUUGCGGAUUUUUACCCGACAGCCACGAUUCGCGGAGUGGAUCUAUUCCCUCCCCCUGUGACCUGGAUGCCUCCAAAUUGCGUUUUCGAAGUGGACGACGUACUCAAAGAUUGGACAUGGAGAGAGCCGUUUGACUUCAUUCAUCUGCGUAUGAUGUAUGGGGCCUUUGAUUCAGAGGGUUGGAAUCAAGUGUACAAGCGGGCCUACGACGCCCUAGCUCCAGGUGGUUGGAUCGAGCAAGUGGAGUUUGAUAUACGAUGCCACAGUGAUGACGGUACCCUGAAGAAAAAUAGUCUGCUAGGCGGCUGGGGUGAUCUGUUCCUUAGUUGCUCCGCGCAAGCCGGGCGGACGCUCACAACCCAGGAAACGAUGCGCGGGGUUAUGGAGAAGGCCGGAUUUGUGGAUGCGCAUGAAAAGCUUUACAAAAUACCUCUCGGUCCAUGGGCCAAGGACAAAGUCCUGAAAGAGGCCGGGCACCUUCAUUACGCUCAUUGGAACGCUGCUCUAGAGGGCUGGGCGAUGUGGCUGCUUACCCACUUUGGGGAACCGGUGCCGUGGACAAAUGAGGAGGUCCAGGUUUAUCUGGCCAAAGUGCGUUUGGAGUUGAAAGAUCCACACACACAUGGAUGGAAUUAUGGUCGUCGUGUGUGGGCAAGAAAGCCCACCGAAAAGGAAUUGAUGGCGAAGCACGGGCUGAAGUCCGAGCCGUACCCAUGA
Messenger RNA from Penicillium verrucosum, 1050 nucleotides. Its product is annotated as class I SAM-dependent methyltransferase. The record is from RefSeq and is a predicted model, not a curated record. The coding region runs from base 1 to 1050 and encodes 349 amino acids. Gene Ontology annotation, molecular function: methyltransferase activity. The transcript has 11 exons. Lineage: Eukaryota; Fungi; Ascomycota; Eurotiomycetes; Eurotiales; Aspergillaceae.